This is a messenger RNA of Beta vulgaris subsp. vulgaris (sugar beet), 1496 nucleotides long. RefSeq names its product ornithine transcarbamylase, chloroplastic. Gene Ontology annotation, cellular component: intracellular membrane-bounded organelle. Gene Ontology annotation, molecular function: amino acid binding; ornithine carbamoyltransferase activity. The record is from RefSeq and is a predicted model, not a curated record. Gene Ontology annotation, biological process: L-citrulline biosynthetic process. The coding region runs from base 107 to 1231 and encodes 374 amino acids. Lineage: Eukaryota; Viridiplantae; Streptophyta; Magnoliopsida; Caryophyllales; Amaranthaceae. The transcript is spliced from 5 exons.
AUCCAUAGACCAUCACUGUAACAGAAAAACCUCUUUCUCUCUCCUCUCGUUUUUGUGUUUUCCAUUCACACAGCAGACAACCCAAAAAAAAGACUUGCAGAAAAAUAUGGCGGCGAUUUCUUGUCACUCCUCUUCACUCUGCUUCGACUCAUUUUCUCUCUCCUCAAAAACAUCCUCACUCUCCGGCAACUCUCUUACUCACACUCUCCGUUUCUCCGACAACAACUUUUCAGCUUCUACUCGCCGCAUAAUCACUUGUCAGACCUCUUCUCUCGCUUCUUCUCCACUUUCCCUCGAUUCUCAAGUGAAAUCAGUCAAAAAGGAUUUUCUGCACAUAACUGAUUAUGACAAAACUACGAUAUUGAAGAUCUUAGACCGUGCAAUAGAGGUUAAAGCCUUACUCAAAUCAGGCGACAGGUCAUUUCAGCCUUUUAAAGGGAAGACUAUGGCUAUGAUUUUUGCAAAGCCGUCCAUGAGAACACGAGUAUCAUUUGAGACAGGAUUUUUCUUGUUGGGAGGCCAUGCAAUAUACUUGGGACCUGAUGACAUUCAAAUGGGAAAGCGAGAGGAAACUCGUGAUGUUGCUCGUGUACUUUCUCGCUAUAAUGAUAUUAUUAUGGCCCGUGUUUUUGCACAUCAGGAUAUCCUUGACCUAGCUAAUUAUGCAACUGUUCCCGUGGUCAACGGCUUGACAGAUUUCAACCAUCCUUGCCAAAUUAUGGCUGAUGCUCUGACCAUGAUUGAACACAUUGGUAGCAUAGAAGGAACCAAGGUGGUUUAUGUUGGAGAUGGGAACAACAUUGUACAUUCUUGGUUGCUAUUGGCGGCAAUUAUCCCAUUCCAUUUUGUUUGUGCUUGCCCAAAGGGCUUUGAACCUGAUCAGAAAACAGUACAAGAGGCACAGCAGGCUGGCAUCAGCAAGAUUGAGAUAACAAAUGAUCCAAAAGAAGCUGUUAUUGGCGCAGAUGUAGUUUACUCUGAUGUUUGGGCAAGCAUGGGGCAGAAGGAAGAAGCCGAACAUCGCAGAAAAGGUUUCCAAGGAUUUCAGGUGAAUGAGGAGCUGAUGAAAUUAGCUGGAUCAAAGGCGUACUUCAUGCACUGUUUGCCGGCUGAAAGAGGAGUUGAAGUAACUGAUGGGGUUAUCGAAGCCCCCAACUCAAUUGUAUUUCCUCAAGCUGAGAACCGCAUGCAUGCUCAGAAUGCUAUUAUGCUACACGUGCUUGGUGCCUGAAGUCUGAUAUUUUCUGAGCCUGUGCUGCACUGUUAGUCUGAUGCCUUCGCAUGGUGUAGAACUCGAAGAUACAGAUCUCUUCAGCAUGUUUCAUAUGUGCAAUGGAAGGAUCAAAGACCUGCAUCUUUAUAGCUGUAUUGAUUCUAAUGAUUUCAACCCCCCUUUCCCCCACCCUCUCACCUUUGGCAAAAAAAUUCAGGUGGAAUGAUAUGAGAAGAGCUGAUCAUGUAUCCUUUUCUUAAAUCUGCCGUCUUAUUUUCUCUUC